Lytechinus variegatus (green sea urchin) is the source of this 3512-nucleotide messenger RNA. RefSeq names its product centrosomal protein 43-like. The record is from RefSeq and is a predicted model, not a curated record. Gene Ontology annotation, biological process: microtubule anchoring. NCBI's taxonomy places the organism in Eukaryota, Metazoa, Echinodermata, Echinoidea, Temnopleuroida, Toxopneustidae. Gene Ontology annotation, cellular component: centrosome. The transcript has 14 exons. Bases 59 to 1495 code for a protein of 478 amino acids. Gene Ontology annotation, molecular function: calcium ion binding.
GGCUCUUUGUAUUUUACUUUGGAGUUUGGAACCAGAUUUACCCUGCCAAAGUGCCAUCAUGUCUGCUGACGAAGACACAGAAUUAAGAGACCUCAUCGCUCAAACACUGGAGAAUAAUGGGGUCCUUGGGAAGAUUCGGGCUGAGCUACGGGCAAAUGUUUUUCUUUCCCUUGAAGAGCAAGAUGCUGGCAAGAAGAAUUCACCAUUUGUAAAUGAAGAGCUCAAGAAGUAUCUGUCAACAAAAGAAGGCUAUCAAACAGCUGUUCUUGUGAAAGAAUUUCUAGAAUACUUUAAUUUGGACUUUACCUUGGCAGUCUUCAACCCAGAAACAAAUAUUAGUGAUGCAUAUGAAGGUAGAGAGUCCUUAGCAAGUGAACUGAAUAUUGCUGAUACUGCCAAGACGAAGGGAAAACCCCUUCUUUAUGAAAUCCUGAAGAGAAGUAAAGACACAGGAGAACCAAAUGGUAGACCUCGCUCAAGUACUGCCAUUGAUGAGGAAGCUGUCGCAAUUCCAAAGGAUCUUACCAGUGCACAGAUUGCAGAUGCCAAGGAAAAGUUUGAGAAAUAUGAUGUGAAUAAGAGUGGAUCGAUUGACAAAGAUGAACUAAGGAGUCUAUUUGUUGACAUGUUUCCCAAUUUCCAUAGGAACAUGUUAGAAAGAUAUGUUCAAGAUGAAUUUCAUGCAGGGGACAAGGACUUUAGCAGUGUUAUUGAUUUUGAGGAGUUCCUUGCCAUGUAUAGGAGAUUGUUUGUUGUUUGCCGUAGCGUUGUAUCACAUGACAUUGAAGACCUGGUUCCAACGUCUCGGAAACUCAAGUUACAAGGGCAACAGAAGAAAACAGAUGAGAGCUUGAGAAGGCAGGAUGAUAAUAUACUUGGAAACAUUGAGCGUCAAUCAACAAAGCUAGACGGUCACAUUGAGGACGAUGACGCAUUCUUUGAUGACCCUUUACCUAUCAAUGGAAGUGCGUUUGGAAACAGGAAUCAGAAACAAGCAUUGAACUCUCCUCCAAUGAGUCCUACCAAAGCAAGCUCUCUUAGCUCACUCAGUAAUGCCCCUCCCCUUGGGGGCGGGAGCAGCCUGGGAUCACUCCCACCUCUCAAUAUUGGAGGCGGAGCAAAGGUUACAGGAUCGGGUAAACCUGACUGGGAUGACCUGGAUGAGAUAGAUAAUAAGAUCUCUAAGCUGGGUUUUGAUUCAUCACAGAAAAGUGAUUCUUCUAUCAAGUCUGGUGGUAGGAGUGAAGCCAGUUAUGAAGAUGACUUUCAAAGCUCUCAAGACAGUCCAAGCCAGACACCAAGAGGAAGCAACAGAAGCAAUACAACAACAAGCAUCACAGAGGAGAUAUCAGAAGAAAUAUCUGGUGAUGAAAGCUUUUUGGCUAGCAGUCAAGACAAUCUUGAUGACCAGACAUCUGACCACACCGUGUCUCAGCUAAGUCAGAGUGGUCCAUUUGACUACAUGGAAGAGGUUCGCCCACCUACAAGCUUAUGACACUAGACUGAACCAAAGACAGUGUCAUUUUGAGACUCCUGUAGUUGGCACCGUAACAAACUUUAUUUGACAAAGGCAGGUCCUUCUCCACUACUCACUCUGCUUCUGCCAUAUUGGCUUUCUUGAUGGGUGGAGAGGCAUCUAAGUUCUGCUUCCUGAGCAAGUUUCUGAGAACAUUCUGGAGUCUUCUUCUGUAUGAAGUUCACCAAUCUGGACAUUCAACUGCAGCAGCCAGUUAUAUGCUUCUUUAGUCUUCCCAAGAACCUGCAAGGACUGGAACAACUUCCAACAAGAUCCAGCUCAGUUGGUCUCACUCUCUUGAUGUCUUCAAGGCCUUCUUGACUAGGGUGCAGGCUUAGUAGUUUCAGGAAGACUGCUUAGUACUCUAAUAUGUAUAUAUAUAUGCACCUUCGCAAAGGAAUAAAAGUAAGGCUCCACAUGCCUGCACAAACUGUAGUGUGUUUAUCUUUAGUAUCUUGUCGCAGCAAUACAACUGGAGAUGAAAUGUUCUUCAAGUCACUUCAAGGCUUCCCUUCAAGCGCCUUUGUUAUGCUUCACUUGAUCAUCUCAGCAUCAAGACUGUAUUGGGUCAUAAUAUGUGAACUCUGUAUCUCACAGGCUACCUGGAUACCUUUUUGUGUUUCCUCUCUCCCCCCACCUUUUUUUAUCUAUUUUCCUUUCCAUACCACAGACAACCUGCUUUCAAAAUAUGCGAAUCAAUCUACAAUUUUGGACUUGUUUCUUCACAGUCUUGUCUCAAUUCUAAGCAGAAUAAGAGAAAAUCUGCCAGUUAAAUUUUUACCCAUACUUAGAUUUGAACCUGCAAUCUUGCCAUUGUACAAGUAAAGCACAAUGAUGAUCCCAUUGUGCCAUGCUGACUAAUUAUUGGAGUCAUUGCAAUUUACUUCAUGGCUUUACAAUUCAUGUUUAUGAAUAUUCAUGGUGUGUAGUCUUUGAAUUGAUGGAAUAUACCCUCUUUUGAUGCUAGGAAUAAAAAAAUUGGAGGAAAACAAAUUUAGUACCUAGGGUACUUACCUUCUGAGAAGCAAGGCAUGUACCCUGCCCAUUAGGUUAACCAUACCUUUGGAUCAGUGGAGACCUUCCCUUCCUUAGCCCUCUCUUGCUUUGUUCAUUGGCCAUCGGUCAAGACUUGAUGUACAGUAAAGACUCUGAGAUGGUAGACUUAUACCUUUGACAAGGCUGAUCAACUUAAAAAAAAAUUAUGAGAGAAUAGAUGGACAGGAUAUGGUAAACUCUUGUAGCAAUGAAAUUUAGUGUAGCGAGGUGGACAAUUUCAUGAUGAAAAAUGCUGUUGAAUACAAGAGUUAUGAAGUGCCUUGAUCCAUGUUUUUAUGUCACAUUUGUUUGGCUAAUUGUACAUAUAUUUAUAUUAUUUUGCAACAAUUUUAUUUGUAUUCAUGCUUUAAAAGUCUUGUGGCUAUUAUAGAGUUUAUGUGAAUUUAUGUGUAGUCUAUUUAUUAUGGAGGGAAUGCAGUUGUAUUUUUCCCCUUUGUAGUAGAGGAAUGCUUGAAAUGGCAAACUGAAAAGUAAAAAGAGAGUAAUGAUUGUAGAAAUUAUCUGAAAUUUCUAUACAUUUUUAUGCAUCUGCCCAACGUAGGUGGUUGCCGAAGACACUAUGUUCUCCAACUGCCUGUCUCAUAAUAAAUAAAGAACUGUUUGAUAGAUGAAUUUCAAACUUGGUGAAAGUAUAGGAAUAACAAUUAUCUGAUUGGUGUGGGGGUUCAGAAGGUGAGGAGGCACUAUAACUCGGACGGUAGAGCGGGGGUUUCAGAUUCCGGUGACCCGGGUUCAAUUCCCACUUGGUGCACUAGUGCCCUUUGGUAAGGCAUUAAUCCUCAUUACCAGGUCCCUUGGAGAGGACCCUUGAGUCGUCGGUCCUGUGGUUGCUUGCUUACAAGCAUUCAUGCUUUCUUAACAAUCAGGUUAAUAUUUACCACCACUUACCAAAUGUCAUACACUUUAUUUAUAUGGGAAAAUAACUUGGGGGAUGGGGAAA